AUGCCUUCAAAGUUAACUACCGGCGAAAUUAUCGGCACGGUUUUGGGUAUUCUCUCCAUCAUAACGCCGCUCGUUAUAUUCUUCAUUAAAUGUAUCCUUCAAGCACGCAAAAAGGGAGCCACACACAGACCAGAGACUAGUGACGAAGAAAGUCGCGAGGGGGGUGCUCCCCCACCGCCGGCACCUGUUACAAGCGGAAAUAUAUUCCACAUACGCGAAGCUCACCUCAGUUUCUACUCCGAGUCAAAGCCCAAUACAGACGCUGCAAAUCCUCUUGCUAUUGCCUACCCUCAGGCAGUUUUGAGUAGGGAUACGAUAGGGGACCUUAGCACUAUUUCAAACGGGGGCUUAUCUGAAAUGAGAAGAUCAAUAGUUCAUAGGAUUGAUAAGGUUAAUGACAAUAGUCAAAGCUGUCUUAAUGUCCUAUCUACCCCAGAUCUAGAGUCGACUCAAAUUGCCCCGAUUGAGAUACCUAGCACCCCAGAUCCCACAUCACCACCCGCAGGAGAACACGAGAAAAAGGCGGAGUAG
This is a messenger RNA of Morchella sextelata, 531 nucleotides long. RefSeq lists its product as uncharacterized. The coding region runs from base 1 to 531 and encodes 176 amino acids. Lineage: Eukaryota; Fungi; Ascomycota; Pezizomycetes; Pezizales; Morchellaceae. The record is from RefSeq and is a predicted model, not a curated record. The transcript is spliced from 3 exons.